CCGCGGAGGGGCCGCCCCGCUGGUGCCAGCGGUGGGCGACUCCCCGGGACGCGUCCCCGGGGCGGGGGGCUGAGGGCUGGCUGGGGACCCCCAGCACCCCCCGUCCAUUUGCCCCCCUCCCCGCUGACACCCCCUGAGCUGGGGCCACGGGGCGGGGGGCUGGGGUGGGGGCUCCCCGCUUGAACCCCCCGGGGACCCUUGCUGUUUCUCCCACGCACCCACCCACCCACAGCAGCCCAGCCCCGCCGAGCGCCGGACCCGCGCCGGACCCGCACCGGACCCGUGCCAUGAGGGAGAGCUUCGACGCCCUGCACGCCCUGGGUUCCCCCAUGGCCAAGCCGGAGCCGGUCCCGCUGGCAGAGCGGGCGGAGGAGAUGGAGGCACCGGGCUGCGCCGGCUCAGCACGGCUGGUAGUCCCCAAGGCGGAGGCGAUCCCCGAGGGCGACGGAGAGGAGCCGGGGGCUGCGGGGGAGCUGGGGGGCCUGGAGCACAGCUGCUCAGGUGAGGAGGACUGGCUGGUGAGGAAGGUGAAGGUGGAGGAGGAGUAUGAGGAGUGGCCGGCCGGCCCCGGCACCGAAGCCCUGCUGGCGGGGCAGCCCCCGGCCGGCGCCUUCCUCCAUGCCGCCGGCGUGCCGGGCUGCACGGGCGCCUGCAAGCCAGAGCAGCCGUGCCCGGAGGAGCUGGGUUACGGCGGGCUGCCCGCCUUCGCCCUGCCGCCCUGGCCGCUGCUGGGCCAGAGCCCGGCCGGUGCCGGCGCCGACGGCUGCGAGCGCUGCUUCCAGGCGCGGCUCAGCCUGCGGCUGCCGGCGGGCGAGGGCGAGCCCCGGCCCUGCGGGGGCUGCGGGACCCCGGCCCCCCCGCGCCCCUUUGCCUGCGCCCAGUGCGGGAAGGGCUUCGGGAAGAAGGCGCACCUGACCCGGCACCUGCGGGUGCACACGGGCGAGCGGCCCUUCCCCUGCAGCCAGUGCGGCCGCUGCUUCCGCCAGAAGAUCCACCUGCGGUCCCACCAGAAGACGCACACGGGCGAGCGGCCCUUCCCCUGCCCCGAGUGCGGCCGCCGCUUCCGCAAGAAAACCCACCUGGUGCGGCACCAGCGUACCCACACCGGCGAGCGGCCCUUCCCCUGCGCCCGCUGCGGUCGCUGCUUCGCCCACAAGCAGCAUCUCCUCCGGCACCAGCAGCUGCACGCCGAGCCGGCGCCGGGGGACGGGGACGGGGGGGUCCCCGCCGAGCAGAAGCCCUUCCCCUGCCCCGAGUGCGGGAAGAGCUUCAGCUGGAAGAAGAACCUGGCGUCCCACCGCCGGCUGCACCGGGAGGGACGGCCCUUCGCCUGCGCCGAGUGCGGCCGCGGCUUCAGCGACAAGCGGCACCUGACGGCGCAUCUGCGGGGGCACAUGGGGCUGAAGCCCUACGCCUGCCCCCACUGCGAGAAGACCUUCAGCCACAAGCCCAACCUGACCACGCACCAGCGCACCCACACCGGCGAGCGGCCCUUCGCCUGCCCCCACUGCGCCCGCGGCUUCGCCCACAACCAGCACCUCCUGCGGCACCUGCGGGUGCACACCGGCGAGCGCCCCUUCGCCUGCCCCCAGUGCGGCCGCUGCUUCAGCUCCCGGCCCAACCUCAUCGCCCACGCCAAGGCGCACGCCGGCGCCCGGCCCUUCGCCUGCGAGCAGUGCGGCCGGGGCUUCAGCCGAAAGUCCCACCUGGCCCGGCACCAGGCGGUGCACACCGGCACCCGGCCCCACGCCUGCGCCCAGUGCAGCAAGCGCUUCAGCUCCAAGACCAACCUGGCGCGGCACCAGGCGGUGCACACCGGCCACCGGCCCUACAUCUGCACCCAGUGCGGCAAGAGCUUCAGCCGCAAAACGCAUCUGCUGCGCCACGAGCGCACCCACCUCGGCGCCGGCCCUUUCCGCUGCGCCCAGUGUGGGAAAGGUUUCCGUCAGAAGCAAAGCCUCAUCACGCACGAGAGGAUCCACACCGGAGAGAAACCCUACAGGUGUGGGGACUGCGGGAAGAGCUUCAGCCAGCGGCCCAACCUCCUGACCCACCGCCGCGUGCACACAGGGGAGCGCCCCUUCCCCUGUGCCCAAUGCGGCAAGAGCUUCAGCCAGAAGGCCAACCUCCUGGCCCACCAGCGGAUCCAUGCUGAGGACACCCCCUUUGUCUGCCCCGAGUGCGGGAAGAGCUUCCGACAGAAGCCCAACCUCAUCACCCACCGGAGGAUCCACACCGGGGAGCGUCCCUUCACCUGCUUCCUCUGCGGCAGGAGCUUCAACCAGAAGACCAACCUGGUGACCCACUACCGCGUGCACACGGGGGAGCGCCCCUUCGCCUGCACCCAGUGUGGCAAGCGCUUCACCCAGAAAACCAACCUGGUGACGCACCAGAGCACCCACACGGACCUCCGUCCCUACCCCUGCGGGCAGUGCCAGAAGUGCUUCAAGGACAAAGUCUCCCUCAAAGCCCAUCAGAAGACUCAUGCCCCGCGCCAGCGGCGCUGCCCGGGCCGCAGCCCGGCUGCCGGCCUCCCCUACGGGGCUGCGCCCACCCUGCUCCAGCCCGGGGGUCCCGAGCCGGAGGCCCCCUUCAGCCCCAUGCCAACGCUGCCCGUUCAGAAGAUCGCUGAGGGCCAAGAGCUGUACUCGUGUACGGAGAAGAGCUUUCCCCCCAAGGAGCCGCUCCUGCCGCACCAGCAAGCCCCCCUGGGUGAGCAGACCUUCCCCUGCGUCCAGUGUGGGGAGGGGUUUUGCCAGAAGGUGACUCUCCUCCGGCCGCAGCACAGCCCUGCCGCCGAGGCUCCCGGCGGGUGCGCGGCAGCCUUCAGCCACGGCCCGCACCUCCUGGGGCACCUGGGGGUGCAGCCUGUCCUCGGGGAUGCGACCCCCCCAGCUCCCCCGGCCCCCGGGGUGGAGAAGCCCUUCAUCUGUAACCAGUGCGGCAAUAGCUUCGGCCUGUGGCUUUCCCUCGUGGCCCACCAGAAGACCCACAUCGGGCAGAAGUCCUACCCGUGCCCUGAGCACGACAAAAGCUCCGGUGAUGAGCUGUCCCCCAAAGCUUCCCAGGAGAAGCAGGUGGAGGGGAGGGCCUGGGUGUGCCCCGAGUGCGGGCGAAGCUUUGCCCAAUACGAGCGUUUGGUAAAGCACCGGCAAAACCACCGGGGCAGAGGGCCGUACCGCUGCGACGUCUGCGGGAAGAGGUUCAGCCUGAAGACCAACUUGGUGACCCACCAGCGCAUCCACACCGGCGAGCGUCCCUUCACCUGCGGCGUCUGCGGCCGGCGCUUCAACCAGAAGGGGAAUCUGGUGACCCACUACCGCACGCACACGGGGGAACGCCCCUUCGCCUGCCCCCAGUGCGGCAAGCGCUUCGCCCAGAAGCCCAACCUCAUCGCCCACCAGAAGACCCACACCGGCAGGCAGCCCUUCACGUGCCUGGAGUGUCCCAAGCGCUUCAAGAGCAAGCUCUCCCUGCGGGUCCACCAGCGCGUGCACGCAGCGGAGAGACCCCAGAGCGAGCCGGGCCAGGCCCCUGGCCUGCAGACCCACCCCGGCAGCCCCUAUCCCUGCUCACUCUGUGGGGAGACCUUCGAGGAGCACGGGGAGCUGCAGCUGCACCGGCAGGGCCACGCCGGGGAGCGGCCGCACGCCUGCGCCGAGUGCGGGAAGCGAUUCCGGCAGAAGGUGAAUCUGGCCGUUCACCAGAGGACCCACACUGGCGAGCGGCCGUUUCGCUGUGCCGAGUGCGGGAAGGGCUUCAGCCAGAAGGCUCACCUCCUCCGGCACCGCAGGACGCACACCGGUGGCAUCCCGCCCUCCUGCUGCGAGGGGACGUGCCCGGCGCACCCAGAGGAGUCGGACGGGAGCAGCACACCCCUGGGAAAGGGGUCUGACCCCCCCAGCAUGCUGCUGCCCCCCUGCUCUCGUGGAGCUGCUCACGGAUCGCUGGCUCGGGAGGAGCUUCGGCCAGGAACGCAGCCCCCCAACAGACCGGAGAGCCCCUCCGGGGCAGCAGACAUCCUCCUGCAGCUGAUGCAAGAAGACCACCACCUCGUGUCUGGCUCCCACCACCCGCAGGAGGGACCCGCAGGGCAGUGCCCCUGUAAGUGCACCGAGGGAGGGGAAGGCUUGAGCCCGAAGCCGCCGAGCCUGCCGCCGCAGUGCUGCUGUGCUGACUGCGUGAGCCAGCGGCAGCUGCUCCUGAAGCCCCAGCCCGACUGCCGAGCGGAGCUCUGGUGCAAGUAUGGUGGCUGCGGCAGAAGCUUUGAGGAGAAACGAGUCCUGAGAGUGCCUGAGAGAGCGCACGGUGAAGAGAAACCCUCGCCGUGCCCCAGCUGCUUGUAAUGCCUGCGCAGGCUGCCGAAAACCUGCCUCCGGGCGAGGGACUGGACCUCAUCAGCCUUGCACUAAAAGACACCAAACCUAAAGCAGCGGCAGCUCACGCUGAGGACCGAUCACUGACCAAAUGAGGACAGUGCCGAGGGAAAGCCGCAAGCUGGGACUCGUGGUGCUUGCCAGGACGUGGUGGUGGUGGUGGGGACUCGGGAGGAGCGUGGUGGUUUUGGGAACAGGAGGCUCAGAGGACCCUACAGGCGGGUAUCGGAUGGGGUGAAGCAGGAGGUGGACUCAGAUGUGCCGUGUGAGCUUUCUGUCUCAUGAACAUACCAAAUCUAUAGAGGGUAUGGAGCUGAGGAGCAGUGACAGGACCCAGGAUCCGCAGUGUUUGCUCCUGCUGCGGCUGCACGGGCUGUAGGGAGCAGGAGGAGCUUGGGAUCCAGGAUCCCUUGGCUUAAAAACCUCUUCCGUCGUGCAGCAGGCCCAGCAGCGGCACGCCUGCCUGCUCCUGCCUCCAGGUUCGGUGGGUGACACACAGACCCAGAGACAGCCGUGGGGCAGCGAGGGGCCUCUGUGGGUCAAAAGCUUCUCCCAGAACCCUCCAUCCUUCUCUUCCGGACUGGAUGUCAUUCCACAAGGACGCGUUUGGGAUGGAGAGCCGAGACUCCCGCCGUCAGCUGCCCACCGGCCUGGGCAGAGGAGGAACAGCUUGGCUGGGCGGGAGGAGCGAGCCGCAGGAGGCAAGGCGAGCUGGGGAGAGGUGCCAGGGCCCUUUUUGCCGUGGAGGUGACCUCCUGCCGAUGCUCCCCAGCCAAACGCAGCAGGAUCCAGCCUGUGGCUUCCCCGGGGGUAGAGCAGAGGAGCUGGGUGAGCACCGUGAAAAUGGGAAACAGCCGGGAAGACAGCCUGGAAGCGUCUUGGCUCACCUCUGCUUCCGAAAGGGACCCGGGAGAAGCCUCUCCUCCAAGCCCGGAGGAGCCGUGCAGGGUGAGGGGUGGGGUGGGGAAGGGGGGGUGUAGCUUGUGCUUCUCUACUUGCUCUGUGGAUAAUCUUUCUGACUAGCACCUCUUUCUGGUAUUCAAUUAACUUCUGAAUAGGUAACCCAGACACGCCGGGAGAGCAGUAGCGGCUGUAGUCUGCCGGAGCCAUUGCGGUAGCUUGCGGUGGUGAUGUCUACCCAUUUCCCUGCCCAGCAUGGUGUCCCAGCUGCCGCGGGGCUGCCGGCAGCAGCGGGGGGCACCGGUUGCUUGCUGGGGCUUGCCUGGCAUCUCCGCUUCCCCGUGAGUGUGGCAGAGCCCGUGACACUGGGAGGCGAAGCUGCGGAGCCGCUUCGCCAGGUGCCUGGGGAAGGGAUGUCGGGGCAGAGCUUUAGAAACGGGAACUGUGCGCCUGAAAGCUGUUCUUGCUUUGAAGGGCGUUUUAUCCAAAAGGGGAAACGAAUCUUGCCUGCUGUGUCUGAGGGAAGCCGUUGUCCCACCGCUCCCCUCCCGCAUGCCGGCAGCCAUGCCCCAGCUGUGGCGUAGGAACCGUGUCUCGCUGUGCUCGGCUGCGGAGCCUUGCGGCUGCGACCGUUGGGCAAAGACCUGCCUUGAAAACAGGGGAUGGUGUUACCGGAGCCAAGCUCAGUGCCGCGCCGCUCGCUGCCAGCGCCCAGCUACUCGCCUGCAUUUUGGGGGUGUAUCCUAGGGGGGGUAGCAUAAGGAAAGGCUUUGUCAUCUGCCAGGGGCCAGGGCGGCAGCUGAGGGGACACUGGGACUGUCACAACUGGAGUUUCAGCUGGGGUGAGGCACCCUGAGCCGAUGAAGCAGCUGGGUGGGAGCUGCCUGGCAGAGGGGUCCCGGCACCCAAAAUCUAGCAGGCCAGGGUGGGUGUCUGCCCCCAUCCCCUCCUUGCCCACCCCCCCCCCCCCCAGGGCAGACAUGCCACCCUCCUCCCCUCCGUUCCCUUCCAGCAGCAUUUCAGGUCCUUGCAAUUCUAUUUUUUUGAGGUUAUUUAAAAUAAAAGCUUUCUCACAGCAGG
Messenger RNA from Harpia harpyja (harpy eagle), 6356 nucleotides. Its product is annotated as zinc finger protein 850-like. The record is from RefSeq and is a predicted model, not a curated record. Gene Ontology annotation, molecular function: RNA polymerase II cis-regulatory region sequence-specific DNA binding; DNA-binding transcription factor activity, RNA polymerase II-specific. NCBI's taxonomy places the organism in Eukaryota, Metazoa, Chordata, Aves, Accipitriformes, Accipitridae. Gene Ontology annotation, biological process: regulation of DNA-templated transcription.